Molecule: messenger RNA, 1187 nt
Organism: Anoplophora glabripennis (Asian longhorned beetle)
Lineage: Eukaryota; Metazoa; Arthropoda; Insecta; Coleoptera; Cerambycidae
Product: cathepsin L1-like
Exons: 4
Coding region: 125-1153 (342 amino acids)
Biological process (GO): immune response
Cellular component (GO): lysosome
Molecular function (GO): cysteine-type endopeptidase activity
Source: RefSeq, a predicted model, not a curated record
UAAAAGCAAGUGAAUAUCUACACGAUAGAGUGAUUUUUCUAUCUUGUGAAAGUAUUUUUAUAUAUCCAAAUAAUUAAAAAUACAUAAAUAUACAAUAUUGACAUAUUAUUUCCUUCCAAAUAAAAUGCUUCUAAUACAGUGGCUUUUAGUUUUCACUUUGGUGGUACUGGUUAGUUCAGCACCUUCAUCCAGUGAGGCAGAUGUCGCAUGGCAACACUUUAAGUUGGCUUAUGAUAGGCAAUACAGAAACCUUCGCGAAGAAGCACUUCGCAAAGAAAUUUUCGUAACAAACUUCGACAAAAUCACCUCCCACAACAAACUCUACGAGGAUGGUCUAGUGAGAUAUUCCUUGAAGAUCAACCAAUACUCCGACAUGAUUCACGAGGAAAUGAAGAAGACUCUCAACGGCUACAGAAAAAGUAAAGUUACCGUGAGCGAUAUUGAAGUUAUACAGUUCGUUCCCGACGAAGACGCUGACGUCUCCGACGAGUUCGACUGGAGGGAAAAAGGAGCCGUGACUCCUGUCAAAGACCAAGGCUUCUGCGGGUCUUGCUGGGCGUUCAGUUCUACCGGUGCCCUUGAAGGCCAGUACUUCCUGAAAACCGGAGAUCUGGUCUCCAUCAGCGAACAAAACCUGGUGGACUGCUCCUCCGAACACAAUAAUAUAGGCUGUGCUGGUGGUGAUAUGAACCCAGCCUUCACCUACGUCCAUAAUCAAGACGGAAUAGAUUCUGAGACUUCCUACCCCUACGAAGCCGUUGAUGGUAAAUGUCGCUAUACAGUUUCAGGCAAUGUCACUUCAACUAGAGGCUACGCCACAAUAGAAAAUGGCAAUGAGGAUUAUCUAAAAGCAGCCGUCGCCACCAUCGGUCCGAUCGCGGUGGCCAUCGAUGCCAGUCAGUUAGAAUUCGAUUUUUACUCGGAAGGAAUAUACUACAAUCCAUAUUGCAACAACGGUGCAAGCGACCCUGAAACCGAACUGGACCAUGCCGUUUUGGUGGUGGGAUACGGCACCGAGGACGGUCAGGAUUACUGGCUGAUCAAGAACUCCUGGGGGACCGACUGGGGUGAGGAGGGUUACAUCAGGAUGGCUAGAAACAGGGAUAAUAAUUGCGGUGUCGCAGCUGAAGCGAGUUUCCCCCUGAAUUAUUAAUUGUUGACUUUUUAAAUAUAUUUAAUAAUUCUUU